Saccostrea echinata is the source of this 501-nucleotide messenger RNA. RefSeq lists its product as uncharacterized. The record is from RefSeq and is a predicted model, not a curated record. NCBI's taxonomy places the organism in Eukaryota, Metazoa, Mollusca, Bivalvia, Ostreida, Ostreidae. The transcript has a single exon. The coding region runs from base 1 to 501 and encodes 166 amino acids.
AUGUCAAACAAAUCUACCACAAAAUGGACAGGGAGGGUGACCAGGUAUAACAACAACGGCCAUCGAAUCCAGACCAUCCCUUGCAUGACCAAGAAAAAUAGUCAAGUAGAUUAUAGAACGCCGUUCUGCAUCACAGAGAACUGCAACAGGGACAUCAUUGUGUCGGACAUUGAUCUAGGUGCUGUAGUAGUGGUAGACCACUUGGGACAAAAUAGGUUUUCCUACAAAGGACAUCAAUCAGAAUCCCAGCUUUUACCACGGGGUGUUUGUACAGAUGCACUGUCAAACAUUCUAGUGUGUGAUGACAACACUAGUGCUAUACAAAUGAUUGAUAAGGACGGUCAGUUCCUGUCAUUUUUACUUACAAAAGAACAAUUAACAGGCACUCCACACACCUUGAGCAUUGACAAGAAAACUCAUCUUCUCUGGAUAGGAUCAUCAGAUAACAACGUGCUGUCUGUGUAUAGAUACUUAACCAGAUAUGACUACUCAACGUGUUAG